Alosa sapidissima (American shad) is the source of this 2322-nucleotide messenger RNA. It is a transcript of the gene aktip, whose product is annotated as akt interacting protein. The transcript has 10 exons. NCBI's taxonomy places the organism in Eukaryota, Metazoa, Chordata, Actinopteri, Clupeiformes, Clupeidae. The record is from RefSeq and is a predicted model, not a curated record. Bases 273 to 1154 code for a protein of 293 amino acids.
AUUAGCUUCAGACAGAGAGCACAGAAGUCAAAGUUAGCAUUGGGAGCUAAACAAUACGCGUUCAUUGAUUAAUUGCGAGUAAUAAUUUAAAUGAAGCGUUCAUGAGCUACAAUGUAAUGCUUGUUUGACACCUCCGACACAGUUACCAAUUGUGCACACGGUUAAGAAAAGCUGGUCAGCUGUGAAUACAAACGAUAUCUUCAUUCCUCUGUAUGCCAGCGUCCCCUCCAGCUAGACGAGGACAAGGACUCUCAUCGCUUUCCCCAUGAGUAAUGAACCCUUUCUGGAGUAUGUCUACAAAUACUGGUCGUAAGAGGUCCGACAGCGAGGAGCAGAGUGGGCAGGGAGAGCACAGAGCCAGCCCGGCCCGGCCUCCGUUUGGAAAGAAGCAGCUCCCCUCCAUCCCCAAGAACACAGUCCCCGUCACGAAGCCCCCAUCCCCGGCCACCUCCGCGCAGUCUGCCAACGGCACGCAUGCCUCCUACGGGCCUUUCUACCUGGAGUACUCGUUACUGGCAGAGUUCACACUUGUGAUCAAGCAGAAACUUCCAGGCAUUUAUGUGCAGCCUUCCUACAGAUCAGCCUUGAUGUGGUUUGGAGUCAUAUUCAUUAGGCACGGAUUGUACCAAGAUGGAGUUUUUAAGUUCACCGUCUACAUCCCUGAUAACUACCCUGAUGGAGACUGCCCAAGGGUGGUGUUUGAUAUUCCAGUCUUCCAUCCACUAGUGGAUCCUGAAUCAGGGGAGCUUGAUGUCCGAAGAGCAUUCACAAAAUGGAGGCGCAAUCACAACCACAUUUGGCAGGUCCUGAUGUAUGCACGCACAGUCUUCUACAAGAUCAACACCAUGGAGCCGCUUAACCCAGAAGCCGCCGUUCUGUAUGACAAGGAUGUGCAGCUCUUCAAAAGCAAGGUGGUGGAAAGCGUAAAGCUGUGCAACAGCCACCUCUUUGACAAGCCCAAGAUCGAUGAUCCUUACGCAAUAAGUUUCUCCCCAUGGAACCCAACAGUCCACGAGGAGGCGAAGGAGAGGAUGUUCACACAUAAAAGACGACCUGAGGAUCACCACAAGGGCCUACAGGUGUCCGGCCUGUCAUGGGUGAAGCCUGGAUCCACGCAACCCUUCAGCAAAGAGGACAGCACUCUUCAGACUUAAGCCUGCAGUUGCCUCAUCUGGCCACUAGAGGGAACGGCAAAGCAUGAGGGAUCGUGUUGGAUCAACUUGUGCUGCUGGGAACGUUGCCCUUUUUUUGAAGCAAUUGUAUGGACUUCAUUUUCAUUUGCGAAAACACCCUUGCUCAGCUUUAAAAAGAUACACGUACAACAACAAACAAAUGUACUCUAGACAUCUGCUGAAACUGCUUUAGAACUAAAAUGAGCGCCUGCAUUUGCGUAUGUAGAUCAACUAUGACAAAACUGGAUGUCUUAGCAACACCAAGGCUGGAAAGCAAUCAAACUGCAUAGAGCUUGUACCUUAGAGUAGAUCGUUUUUGUUACUUGCACAUAUUUGGGUUGCACAUGUUUUUGUUGUUGUCGUCGUUUGUUACUUUGAUUUCAGAAGCAACAGACCACCUCACCUUCAGUGUAAGUGACAUGAUGUCAGCUACUCAAUCACAAAUGAACGUAACAAAACGAUGAACCUAGUUCAUUAUAAACACAUUAAGAAUGUUCUGAAGGGCUCAGGAUUGACACAAGAGGUAUUGAUAUAGCAGUUUGGACUUGGUGAGCUUAAAGCUUUUUAGUUGUCCCCCACCCCAUUUGUCCUCUCCAAAUUUAGUUAGGAUCUUCCCUAUGAAGUUGCUUUGAAAUGGGACUUUCAAAUCGGAAAUAAUGGGAAAACUCUUUUUCUUUUAUUUUUUUUAUUUUUAUUUCAUCCAUACUGUGUAAAACUAUACUGUGUAUUAAAUAGGUUUUAAUAUAUGACUCAGAUCAAGCAAACCAUUUUAAGAAAAUAAGUUAUAUAUGAUCAUUUAUUGUUCAGCAUUGUAAUUCUCUUUGAAUGUGUCUCUUGAUCUUAAUUAAAUGGUUGAAGGGUUUUUGAUGUGUAAAUAUAGCAGCUCUUGUAUGGAAGUGGCUAACCUCAUUAGAGGUAGUGAUUCUAUCUGAGAACCUUGUCUUUAGGAUGUGUUUUGUUUUUGUUUUGUUUGUUUAUUUUCUUCUCCACACUACAUCUUGAGCUUUGUUUUCUUUCAGCUCACCCGUUCCAUUUUGUUGCUUUCCUAUAUGAUUUGACACAACAGACUUUUGAAAGGCUGUGCAGUGGAGAACGGUUUGAGUUUUUAAAAAUGCUAUUCUCUGAAGGCAAAUAAAACAUUUUAAGCCAC